Molecule: messenger RNA, 1715 nt
Organism: Lagenorhynchus albirostris (white-beaked dolphin)
Lineage: Eukaryota; Metazoa; Chordata; Mammalia; Artiodactyla; Delphinidae
Gene: SGCG
Product: sarcoglycan gamma
Exons: 10
Coding region: 269-1144 (291 amino acids)
Biological process (GO): cardiac muscle tissue development; heart contraction
Cellular component (GO): sarcolemma; sarcoglycan complex
Source: RefSeq, a predicted model, not a curated record
GCCGCGGCGGCCGCCGAGGACGCAAGACGGAGCCGCGGCCCGCGCUGUCCGGGGAGAAGACGGCGGCCCUUCCGCCUGGGACGACGGGACUUGCGGCGCCAGCCCGCGCCGCCGGACCGCGGAGAGCAGCGCAGAUUCUACUGGAAACGUGUCCCAGAAGUUUUUGCUGUUCAUUUAAGCGAGUCGUGGGACAGCCUGAAACACUCUUGUCUCAGAAGGAUCUGGAGCGGUGCAGUUAAUUCACAGUGUGCUUUUUACAACGUCUAAGAUGGUACGUGAACAAUACACCACGACCACAGAAGGCACCCACAUAGAGCGGCCAGAGAACCAGUCUGUCUACAAAAUCGGCAUCUAUGGCUGGAGAAAGCGUUGCCUCUACUUAUUUGUUCUUCUUUUGCUCAUCAUCCUCCUUGUGAAUCUUGCUCUUACAAUUUGGAUUCUUAAAGUGAUGUGGUUUUCCCCAACAGGAAUGGGUCACCUGCAUGUUACAGAAGAUGGACUUCGCCUGGAGGGGGAAUCGGAGUUUUUAUUCCCACUGUAUGCCAAAGAAAUACACUCCAGAGUGGACUCAUCUCUGCUUCUGCAGGCCACACAGAACGUGACUGUAAAUGCGCGCAACCCGGAAGGAGAAGUUACAGGCAGGUUAAAAGUGGGUCCCAAAAUGGUAGAGGUCCAGAGUCAGCAGUUUCAGAUCAACUCCAAGGACAGCAAGCCACUGUUUACUGUUGAUGAAAAGGCAGUUGCGGUUGGUACAGACAAACUUCGAGUAACUGGGCCUGAAGGGGCUCUCUUUGAACAUUCAGUGGAGACGCCCCUCAUAAAACCGGACCCAGUCCAGGACCUUAGACUAGAAUCCCCGACACGGAGUCUCAGCAUGGACGCCCCGAAAGGCGUUCAUAUUCAAGCUGCUGCAGGGAAAAUCGAGGCCCUUUCCCAGAUGGACAUCGUUCUUCACAGCAGUGAUGGGACACUUGUGCUCGAUGCUGAAACCAUGUGUUUACCCAAGUUGGCUCAGGGGACUCAGGGUCCCGCAAGCAGCUUGCAGGGACUCUACGAAAUCUGUGCGUGUCCAGAUGGGAAGCUUUACCUGUCUGUGGCCGGCGUGGGUACCACAUGCCACGAGCACAGUCACAUCUGCCUCUAAACCAGGGGCGUCUUCCACGGAGCUACCUGCCUCGUUUCGGUGAGCUUCGGAGUGCUGACCUCAAGCCUUCACACCUGGAGCAACUCGACAAAGUAAAGCUGAGUUGGCACAUGGGAAGGAAGUAGGACCUGCUUUCGAAAGGAGCUCAGAAAGAAAAAUGUACCAGUGCAAGUGUUCCCAUGAAACUCCAUGAUCUCAAAGUGGCGGCUGGACCUUAGACACAAAAGUCAAAGGACUAUCAGGAGAAUGUGUUGAUUCCACUAGACUGAUUCAUUUCCAUCAGAACCAUUGUGACUUUCCCUUUCUUGUACGCGUCGAUCUACAGUGAAAUAUUGAACUGCUGUGUGGAAUAUCAGCUGUGGGUAUCUGACUCCCCAUGAGAGUAGCUGUGGUCCUGCUGAGGUGCCGCGAGAGUUCCAUGAGGUUUUCCUCUGUAAAACCUGUAAGUGCUCUCUUCAUUUUAAUGCAACGUGUGUCAGGUUUCACAAGAAAAUCUUCAAGUUUUGAAGGGACGUUAAGGCUGAUUUGAUUUUCAAUGUGUAGUCAGAGGAAUAAAUUAUACAAAACCAUG